Messenger RNA from Paramecium sonneborni, 823 nucleotides. The record is from the annotation of a GenBank genome assembly. Lineage: Eukaryota; Ciliophora; Oligohymenophorea; Peniculida; Parameciidae.
AUGGUGGCUUCUUAAAUUUCUUUUCUGAAAAUUUUGUUUUUAAGAUCGAUAAUCUAUGAAAAUUGUUUAACAGAUAAUAUUUAAGAUUGUAGAUAUACAGAUUUUACAAUAAAUGGAGUAAGCAAUGCGACAUUAGAAAGAUGUGGGACAAACCCAAAAAACUUAUUGAUGGGUCCAUAUGGAUUUUAAACUACAAUUACUAAGACUUUUACAAACAUUCCUCCAAAUAAUUAAUUAGAAUUUUCAGUUGGAAUAUGGAAAUUAGAUUCUUGGGAUAGUGAAGGAUUUGAGAUAUAUGCAAAUGAUAUUUUGCUAGAAAACCUGAUUUUGAGUUAUCAUGAUGGAACCAUGAUAUGCAGAAGUGUAAUAUGGGAAGAUUUACUUGUCCCUAUCUCAAAAAAAUUUUAAAUAUCAUAACAUGAACUCACAAUUAAAUUGAAAGACAAAUUGAAUUUAGGUUCUAGUUGGGGUGAAACUGAUCUCUGGGAUGGUAUUAAAUAUUUAGUUAUGAAUUAGAGUCUUGGGGGUAUAGGGAUGUAAUUAUAAGACUUUCUGUUCCUUGUGUUAAUUUUUAUAGCGAAUGCAAUUAUAUUGGAACAAUGUUUUAAAUAUGUUAAGGAGAAUAAACCAAAUUUUAACAUAAUAUUCCCUUUGAGAUAAAAUCGAUUUUAAUGGGUCCUGGUAUUAUAGUGAAAAUAAAGGGUCCAAGCUAUUUUCAAGGUGUUUAAUAAGAAUUUACUUCUUCAAACCCUUGCUUUGAUAGUUAUACGGUAUAAGUCUUACAAUAAUUACUUAGUUUCCAAAAGUCGCUUAUGAAAUGUGA